AGACCCCCUGGGAGGGGGCCCCAGGAGAGGCAAGGGAGGGGCCAGCCAAAGGUCAGUCCAGCACUAAAGGAUCCCCACCAAGGGCUGUUCACCUGCCCCGGGGACUCAGAACACACAUGACUCUCCCCACUUGAGUUCAGGAUCCCGGCAUUACACGGGGCGCGCUGAGCCCCAGAUGUCCCUAACCCCUUUCCAGCACCCUCCAGCCUUGCAGAAGCAGCCACCAUGGCAGUCUCUAAGUGCCCAAAAAAGUCGGAGUCCCUGUGGAAGGGGUGGGACCGGAAGGCCCAGAAGAAUGGCCUGCGGUGCCAGGUAUACGCUGUGAAUGGCGACUACUAUGUGGGCGAAUGGAAGGACAACGUGAAACACGGGAAAGGAACACAGGUCUGGAAGAAGAACGGAGCCAUCUAUGAAGGGGACUGGAAGUUUGGGAAGCGAGACGGCUACGGCACCCUCAGCCUUCCUGACCAACAGACAGGAAAGUGCAGGAGAGUCUACUCAGGCUGGUGGAAAGGUGAUAAGAAAUCGGGUUAUGGGAUCCAGUUUUUCGGACCCAAGGAGUAUUAUGAGGGUGACUGGUGUGGCAGCCAGCGCAGCGGGUGGGGCCGCAUGUAUUACAGCAACGGCGACAUCUACGAGGGACAGUGGGAGAACGACAAGCCCAACGGGGAGGGCAUGCUGCGCCUGAAGAACGGGAACCGCUACGAGGGCUGCUGGGAGAGAGGCAUGAAGAACGGGGCAGGGCGUUUCUUCCAUCUGGACCACGGCCAGCUGUUUGAAGGCUUCUGGGUGGACAAUAUGGCCAAAUGCGGGACGAUGAUCGACUUUGGCCGUGACGAGGCCCCUGAGCCCACUCAGUUCCCCAUUCCUGAGGUCAAAAUCCUAGACCCUGAUGGUGUGCUGGCGGAGGCCUUGGCCAUGUUCAGGAAGACAGAGGAAGGAGAUUGAUGCCAGAGAACACAAACGCUUCAGGAGAAAUUCAAGCCUGUGUCACCCGAUGGCUCAGACCAGUGCGGCUCUGGCUGGAGGAGUCAGCAGCGGCUCCAGGCAUGACCCCGGCACCCUCAUAGGGCCCCUCACUCCCCCCAGCACUGGGUCAUUUCUUGCCAAUAGGAAGGCUGGUGCUUCUCUCCCAGGCUGUCCUUGGGACCCUCUUCAUUCUCUGAUCUCAUCCUGGAAUGCAUGAGAAUAAAGAAUAACCAAGUGGUAUAA
This is a messenger RNA of Pan troglodytes (chimpanzee), 1212 nucleotides long. It is a transcript of the gene MORN3, whose product is annotated as MORN repeat containing 3. Lineage: Eukaryota; Metazoa; Chordata; Mammalia; Primates; Hominidae. The coding region runs from base 226 to 948 and encodes 240 amino acids. The record is from RefSeq and is a predicted model, not a curated record. The transcript has 6 exons.